Messenger RNA from Drosophila busckii, 616 nucleotides. RefSeq names its product 60S ribosomal protein L27a (gene RpL27A). Gene Ontology annotation, molecular function: structural constituent of ribosome. The coding region runs from base 77 to 526 and encodes 149 amino acids. Gene Ontology annotation, biological process: translation. NCBI's taxonomy places the organism in Eukaryota, Metazoa, Arthropoda, Insecta, Diptera, Drosophilidae. The transcript has 4 exons. The record is from RefSeq and is a predicted model, not a curated record. Gene Ontology annotation, cellular component: ribosome; cytosolic large ribosomal subunit.
CAAAGUGCCGGCAGUUGAGUGUCAAAGUGUAAGCGCAGCCAACUUUGCUCACUUCUUUCUUUCCUAAACUCUGAAGAUGUCGAAUAUCAAGAGGAAGAAGACCAGGAAGCUGCGUGGUCACGUCAGCCACGGUCAUGGCCGUAUUGGCAAGCACCGUAAGCAUCCUGGAGGUCGCGGUAACGCUGGUGGCAUGCACCAUCACCGCAUCAACUUCGAUAAAUACCAUCCUGGUUAUUUCGGCAAGGUUGGCAUGAGGAACUUCCACUUGCGUCGCCAGCACAAGUUCAGACCCGAAAUCAAUCUGGAUAAACUCUGGUCCCUCGUCGGUGCUGAUAAAUUCGCCGAGCUCGAGAAGGACAAGAGCACAAAGGCUCCAGUUAUCGAUUUGGUGCAAUUUGGCUACUACAAGCUGAUGGGUCGCGGUCACUUGCCUGCUCGCCCCAUCAUUGUCAAGGCCAAAUACUUCUCCAAGAAGGCUGAGGAUAAGAUCAAGAAGGCCGGUGGUGUCUGCUUGUUGAGGGCCUAAGUUUAAGAUAUUCCUCUACAAUUAAACGUAAUACAUUCGACCAUCAAAAAUGUAUUUGUUUUUUAAUAAAUUUAAAAAGAAAAACAAAAA